Molecule: messenger RNA, 6591 nt
Organism: Pomacea canaliculata
Lineage: Eukaryota; Metazoa; Mollusca; Gastropoda; Architaenioglossa; Ampullariidae
Product: importin-4-like
Exons: 29
Coding region: 132-3401 (1089 amino acids)
Biological process (GO): protein import into nucleus
Cellular component (GO): nucleus; cytoplasm
Molecular function (GO): small GTPase binding; nuclear import signal receptor activity
Source: RefSeq, a predicted model, not a curated record
GACCGCUUACCUGGUACGUAUUUCAGCACAUCUAACCUACUUUCGGUUUUGUGCAAAGUCAUGGUUUCAUUUGAGAAUAAGAAACAAUUGAGAAAUUAGCUGAGGGCUUGCUUCAACCCUUUGCUGUGAAAAUGGCGGCAUCCUUGGAAGGUAUAUUAGAGGGUCUCCUGGUACCAGACAACAACGUUAUUCAAGAGAAUACUAGCAAGCUGAAAGAAGCUUUCAAGGACCCUUAUACUCUCCCAGCAUUGUGUCAUAUCCUUGGUACAUCACAAAAUUCACAGAUUCGUCAGUUGGCUGCCGUUCUGAUUCGUCGAAAAAUUCAAAAGAGUAAACAAUGGAGUGCGCUGACAGAUGAAGUGCGGCAAGGGAUUCGAGACAAUAUCUUGCAGUUACUUCUAUGUGAACCUGAUCAUGGGGUAAGGACAUCUAUUGCAUCAGUGGUGGCCACAGCUGCCAAGCAUGACCUACCCAACAAUGCCUGGCCCCAGCUGUUUGAAUUUUUGCUGACCUAUGCCAGAAGUCAAGACCCAGCACAGCAAGAGGUGGGCAUGUUUGUUCUGUUCACUGUUGCCCAAACAGCAACAGACCAACUGAAGCCCCACCUUGAGAGCAUACUGCAGCUACUUGUGGAGCGACUUGCAGAUGUUCAGAAUCAUAUGGUACCAUAUUAUGCAAUCAGGACAAUGUCAGAGCUAGUUUUCUUUUCUGGAGAUGCAGAAGGGAAAAUACUUCAAGCUGCAAUACCACAGGUGCUAUCAUUUAUCCAACAGUUGAUAACUGUUGACGAAGAAAAGGCUUGUGAAGCAUUGGAACUCUUUGAUGAACUGUUGGAGACAGAAGUUGCCAUAAUUGUUCCUCACCUUAAACCCUUUGUUCACCUUUGCCUGCAGGUGGCCACGCAGGGUGACCAUACAGAUGAGCUCAGAGUGAAAGCACUUUCAUUCAUUGCAUCUGUUACUCGUCUUAAGAAAAAGUCUGUACAGAAGCAUCAUUUGGUGGAGCCUAUACUCAAAGUUCUUAUCCCUAUAAUGUGUUCUGAAGAAGAGGAAGAUGAUAAAGAACCUGAUCCAGAUGCUGAAGCCAGCACUCCACCUCAGUAUGCUCUUCAGGUGCUAGACACACUUGCACUUCAUCUACCACCAGAAAAAUUUAUUUCCAAACUGAUGCCAAUGGUGGAGAAAUGCCUUGCAAGUGACAAUCCAUCCAAUCGUCGAGCUGGUUACUUGGCUAUGGCAGUGAUUGUAGAGGGGUGUGCAGAUUAUAUUAUGUACAAGAUGAUGGAGGCGGUACUGCAGAGUGUGUGUCGAGGUCUAGAUGACCCAGUGCCAAUGGUCCGGAAUGCUGCUCUCUUUGCUCUCGGGCAGUUUUCAGAACAUUUACAGCCCAGUAUCAGCAAAUAUGCCGAGCAGUUGCUGCCACUGCUGUUUCAGUAUUUAGGAAAAGCUACUCAGGAAGCUGACAAAAACCCACGUGGACUCACAAAGAGUUACUAUGCCCUUGAAAUGUUUAUUGAAAACUUGAAUCAGGAAAUCCUGCCGUAUCUUCCUGAUCUGAUGCAGCAUUUGUUAUCAGUAUUGAAAACCUCUUCAGCUUUCCGUCCUCGUGAGCUGGCCAUCAGCGCCAUUGGUGCUGCUGCUAUUGCAGCAAAAGAGGGCAUGCAGCCUUAUUUCCAAGAGAUCAUUGGACAGUUUCGAGGAUAUCUACUGGCUGGCACUGAUGAAGACACAAAAAAGCUUCAGGUGUCUGCCAUUGAUACCUUGGGAGUAUUGGCACGAAAUGUGGGCCCAGAGACAUUCAUGCCACUUGCAAAAGAAUGUGUUGAGUUGGGACUGGGAUUGCUGGAGGGUGCCGAUGAUCCUGAUCUUCGAAGAUGUGUGUAUGGGUUGAUUGCAGCUUUGUCUGGACUAGUGAAGCAAGAUCUUAAACCUUACCUGGAGAAAAUAGUCCACUACUUGUUACUUUCGCUAAAGUCAACAGAGGGCGUCACGGCCCACUAUAAAGAGGACACAGAGCAAGUGGCCAUAUUUAAUGAGGAAACUCUCAAUGAUGAGGAAGCUAUUGAUGAUAGUGAUGAAGAGGAUGACAGUGAAGCAAUGAAACUGGAGGGAAUCAGUGUGGAGAACGCAUACCUGGAAGAGAAAGAAGAUGCUUGCUGUGCUCUAGGGGAACUUGCACAACAUACAAGCUUUGCCUUUUUGCCAUACCUGGAUACCGUCUACAAGGAAGUGUUGGAGAUGGUUGACUAUCCUGCUGCAGGCAUAAAAAAGGCAUCUGCGGUAACUCUUGCUCACCUUUGUUUUUGUGUCCAGGAAACUUGUUCCACCAUGCCUUCUGAGAAUGCUGAAACAUUCUUGAAGACUAUGCUGUGCACCGUGGUACCCAGAUACUUGGAGAUGGCUCGAAGGGAACAGGACCGGACUGUUGCUAUGGCAGCAGUAGAUUCGCUUCAUGAACUGCUGGAGCAACUGGGAACUCCUGUGCUGCAGGUGACUGGAGCAACAGAUGAUAUUCUCGCUACAAUGAAAGAAAUCUUUACUCACAAGGUGGCAUCCCAAGAUGAUGAGGAGGAAGAGGAUGAGCAGCAAGCGGAGUAUGAUGGAAUGCUAAUUGAAUCUGCAGGUGAUGUUCUGCCAGUGAUGGCACGCCUGAUGGGAGGUGCAGCAUUCUCCCCCUUUUUCAAGUCGUUCAUCUCUGAUCUCCUGAAACGUCUGAAACAGACCAGUUCAACUGCAGAAAGGUCAUUUGCAGUCGGCACUUUGGCAGAAGUGAUUGAGUCCAUUGGAGAUGUCGCUUCAGAAUUUGCGGACACACUGCAUCCUGUCUUUGUUCACUUGAUUCGAGAUGAGGAUGACGAGGUUCGCAGCAAUGCUGUUUUUGCUCUGGGAAUGCUGGCUGCCAGUGGUGGUGAGAAGAUGCAUGUGCGUUACCCUGAAAUUCUGAAAUUACUGCUAGAACUGCUGAACAGAGAAGAAAAUGGCCGUGUCAGGGAUAAUAUUUGUGCUGCUAUCUGUCGUAUGGUGUGGACUAAGAGCAGUAAUAUUCCUCUAGAUUAUGUGAUUCCUGUUGUGAUAAGCUGCCUUCCCCUAAAAGAGGACUUUGAGGAGAACACAACCAUUUUCACCUGUCUGUUGCAGUUGUACGCAAGCAAUAAUCCACAGGUAAUCAGCCAUAUUCCAUCCCUGUUGAAAGUAAUUACACAGAUUCUGGGGACAAGUCAGGCCAAGACAGACAUUCAGAAACUCCUUGUGCAGUUUGUACAGAAUGUGAAAGAAACGUACGCUGCAGAUUAUAAUAAGGCCAGGGCCAUGUUAUCAGAAGAGGAGGCAGGAAAGCUAGACCACUGUUUGACAAUAGACUUGGGUAAACUGAGUCCUAUUGAUUGCCAGAACACCUGCUGAUACCUUCCACAAUGGCAGAUAUUUUAGACCAUCGCAGUUGCUUAUUGCAAGUUUUGUCAUCUUCUCUACAGAUAUAGUAAAUGACUGUUCUGCUUUUUUUUUUUUUUUUUUCCAAAAAAAUGUUGCAGAGAUUAUUUUUAAUUUACACAAUUGUCAGCAGUUCAGUUUUGCUUCCAGUCAUCUCAAAGUUUAACAGUGUUUUUGUGGAAUUGAUGUCUGAAUACUAUUGCUUAUGAUAUUUGAAUGAAGAGCAGCUUACACUUGUGCUGUGCUCAAAACAGUUUUAAACUUUAGUUAAGGCUUAAUUGCUGUUUGCAUGUGUGCAUGUUUAUUGGAGUGUAUGAGCAUAAAAGAGGAGAUUUUUGGUUGUGUUCUAGAGGAGGAGAUUUGUACAUCAUUGAGGCUUUCUGUACAAUCAGUAAACUAGGAAUUGUCCAUUUGUAAAUUAAUGAAUGCACAAAAAUCUUUUCUUGGCAAUUAGAUGUUUGAUUUGCAUCCAAUGUCUGCAUGUAAAAAAAAUAAACUGAACAAAAAUAUGCACUUUUUUUCUUUAUCAGCUUUUAAAAAAUGUUUCUUUUAAAUUUUUUUCCUGGAAUCUCUUUGGCUAAUGUUGCACGACAUUUUUUUUGUGUUUUGUGACAAAUCUGUCCAACAGUAAUACUUUAGAAAACCUAUUGAGCCUUCUCAUUAAAGGCAUUGAUUUGUUUUUCCACUAGAUUUCCACAUCUUUUAAGCUUGCCCAACAUAAAACUCAGUGAAUGAUCUUGACCGUAACUGAUUAUUGAAUGGAAAGUACAGACCUUGACAAAAAGAAACUGUGCGGAGAGCAACUUUAAGGAUGCAGGUAAAAGAAUUAAUAACAUGAUAUAACCAUUGAACCUAUAAUUCAGAAAGUACCGUUUGCUCUUUUACAGAACAAAUUAUUUGUUGGUGCUUCAUGAUGGCAAGAAAUAAAGUAACUGUUUCUUGUGUCACAUGGUCUUGUGCAAAUAUGAUCCUGUUUUUUCUCAACAAGUGCCAGUUUUUUAUUUAUUAUUUUGCGAGAAGGUAAUGAUAGUCCCAUAAUCGUUUGGUCGUUGGUGAUUAGAGAUAGCAGUUACUUUAAGGUCAGCUUUAGGUGAGUGUGGUGACUAUCUGUUCCCCCUCACUGCCUUUCCUUACCCAGCCCUCUAAGGAGUCAGGUCCACACAGGUAUCAAACCAACUGGUGUUCAUGUCUCUGACCCUGAAAGCCAGUCCUUCAACCACUUGGCUGUCUGCUUCUAUGAAAACUUUUGUUUUUGUUAUUUCAUCCCUUGUGUUAUGUUAAGCUUGACAUUUUUGUUGCUUGAGCAAUUUGAGUGAUGAGGAGUACUGGACUGGGUUGCGUCAGUUGCUGCACAAUCCAUUUGAAGUCCUACUUGUAGAAAGAAGCUCUUGCUGGUAAUGCUAACACUUGUUUACUGCUGCCUUCAGUUCUGUGCACCCAACAAUGCAAUAACCACCGAUUCAUCUAGUCAACACUUAUAUCCUUCAUUUUAAUCCAAGUCUGUAUGGCACACAUUGAGCUAAAGACUGCUUUAACUCACGUGCUCUUCAUAAACCCUUGCUUUUAUGUUCAUUUUGACUUAAUUAAAAACAUGAGGAAUUUGAUAGGUGGUUGACCCAAAGGAUAGGCAUGGAAAGUGAAAGAUGUGGACAAGUGUCAGUAGAGAAAAAUCAUAAAUCAGAAAUGCUUAAUUUUUUUUUUCUCUUUUAAAAAUGCUCACAUAAUGCUUUGCUUAUGCAGUAAUGUAUAGCUACAAUCUGGCCAAUAUUUCCAUCCCAGUGACUUGAUAAGGUAAAGAAUGUAUUAAGAACUAUGGGUACAUUUUCAUUCAUAAUUAUUUUUUGUGAUGUUGAUAUCAAUACAGAAAUCAUGUGUAGUUUUGGUUGUGACAAAAUGUGUUAAGACGUACAAGUCUGUGUUCUACAGAUUCCUGGCAAUGAAAAUGUCCUCACUAUGGAAAACAGAAUGGUACUUUAAUCUUCUGCCACCUCACUUCUGGUGGUGUCGCAUGAAAAGGUUUUCUGAUAUCUGAAGUUUUGCAGUUAAGCAAAUCACUUUGUCCACAUCUCUUGAAGCUGUGUAUAUGUCCACGCUGCUUGUUUUCUAUCAAGGUGCAAACUUUUUAUCUUGUGCAAUUUUCUUGUCUUCUGUGAUAGAGAGCCAAGUGCCUGUAAACUAUUUGCUCAUGCUUGAAAAUAUUGCUAUAUUUAUCUACAAUAUUUAGCCACCUUUUCAUAAUACUACAGAGAGUCUGCUUUAUUCUUCUGUAUUCUAGGCCUUUUGAAUCUGUAAAUUGGCAUUAUAAAAUGCAACAAAAAUUCUUUAAAAAUCUUGGGUAAUCUGUUAAAGAACAUUACCAGAAAGUAUCCAACUGUUCUGAAGGGUGUCAUUCCCAAAUGAGAUUCCCGUAGCAUGCAGCUUCCUGAGCAAUAGAACCAUAAAAAGUCUUGUGCCAUAAUUUUCAGAAUUUUGUUGCUACAGUUGAAUGUUGACUCAUGUCUAGCAAGAUGAAUUUAUAAAUUGAAAUUUAUGAUAGAUUUUAUGGCAAAUUCAUGCUUCUGCCAAGGGACUUUACUGUCUUAUUGUCUUUACUGCCUUAUUGUCUUUACUGCCUGGAAAUAGCUUUCCUUUUUUUUUACCUCUAUGGUAUUUUUAUUAUUUCUUUAAGAUUCAUUCAACCUGGUCUUUUUACAAAUUAUCAAUAGGAAUAGUUCAAAUUGUGUUUUUUUUAAAUGACCUAGUAUACAAUGUCAAAGUAGAAAAUAAGUGGAUUUUCUUAACAGACAAGAUAGAAAUAUGAUAAAUAGAAAAGGAAAGAUAAUGGCUACUUGUAUGCAUUGAAUAUGCACAUUACUACAGGUUAAAAAAAAACCAUUUGCACUACUAGAGCUGAAUUUUAGCUUGUGCUAAGUUUUGGGUGCUGAAUUUGUGCUUCCUGUAGUUUCAUUUAAUGUUUCAAACUGCUUCACCUAUGAUUCAGCUGUUCUUUAGCCUUCUUAAUUUCACUGGUUUAUGCACAAUUCCUCAAAAUUUAUGGUCAAAAAGCCACUUAAUGUUCAUGUUGGUUGCAGUUGAAACAAAAUUUGCUGGUUCAGAGUUAAUGCAAAAUGUUCUGUUUUACUGCUGCAGUGCUUUUGGUAUAUUAAAACAUCUCCACCAUCUG